This is a messenger RNA of Auxenochlorella protothecoides, 1755 nucleotides long. Its product is annotated as ABC transporter G family member 2. Lineage: Eukaryota; Viridiplantae; Chlorophyta; Trebouxiophyceae; Chlorellales; Chlorellaceae. Bases 1 to 1755 code for a protein of 584 amino acids. The record is from RefSeq and is a predicted model, not a curated record. Gene Ontology annotation, cellular component: membrane. Gene Ontology annotation, molecular function: ATP hydrolysis activity; ABC-type transporter activity; ATP binding. The transcript is spliced from 17 exons.
AUGACGAACAUCACCUGCUCUGUGAAGAACAGCCAGAAUCGCAAGGAAAUCAUCACCAUCCUGAACGAUGUCAGCGGCUUCAUGCGCCCCGGCGAGAUGGUCGCUCUGAUGGGCCCCUCUGGGUCGGGGAAGACCACGCUCAUGGACAUCCUGUCUGGGCGCAAGAACGUGGGGAAGAUCUCGGGGGAGGUGCUGAUGGGCGGCAACAAGCCUAGCGUCCCCUUCCUGCGGCGCUACACGGGCUACGUCGAGCAGUUUGACACGCUAGUGGACUACAUGACGGUGGAGGAGAUGCUCAUCUACACCGCCGAGAUGAAGCGCCCCGUGGAGGAGGAAGCCAGCCUGAAGGUGGCGGCCGUGGAGGACACCAUCACCGCUCUGGGUCUGGCCUCCUGCCGAAAGGUCAAGAUCGGCAACCACAUGGCCCGCGGCAUCUCCGGCGGCCAGGCCAAGCGCGUCAACAUCGGGCUGGCGCUGGUCACCAACCCCCGCAUCCUGUUUUUGGAUGAGCCCACCUCGGGCCUCGACUCGUACACCUCCAACGAGGUGAUGACGACGGUGAAGACGCUUGCCCGGCGCGGCCUGACGGUGUGCGCCACCAUCCACUCCCCCACCCCCUACUGCUUCCACCUCUUCGACCGCCUGCUGCUCCUCCUGCGCGGCCAAGUGGUCUACUUUGGCACCGGCGGCCAGGAGGCGGUGGAGUACUUUGUGCAGAACACGCCCGUCAUCAAGGGCCUGAUGGAGGGCGAGAACGAGGCGGAGUGGAUCGUGGACCUCACUGUCCAGGCAGACCGGCAGGGCAAGGCGGGGGAGUUUGCCGGUGCCUUUGCCGCGUCGCGGCACAAGACCGUGUCUGACGAGGCGCUGCAGUCCCUGCUGCGCGACACCCCCUCCAUGCUCGACGAGGACAGCAAGAAGGAGCUGGCGGUGCAGCGCGAGACCACCACGCCCUUCUGGUGGGCCCUCCUGGUCAUGAUCAAGCGACGGGCGUUCAAGCAGUACAAGAACCCCGAGUUUGUCAUGCCGCGCAUUGCCGGCUCCGUCCUGUUCAGCCUGGUGAUCUUCACCCUGUACUGGAAGAAGGGGGAUGACCUGUCCACCGGCAACCUGUACAACAUCCAGGCGGUGCUCUUCAUGUGGGUCGUCCUGCCCGCCUACAACUCGGCCUCCACCAUGCCCACGCUGGUCAUGGAGCGCCAGCUGUUCACCAGGGAGCGGAACGAUGGGCUGUACCGCGUGGUGACCUUCCUGUUCUACAAGAUGGUGGAGGAGGUGGUCAUCCUGGGUCUGGUCUCGCUGCUCACAUCGCUGCUCGUGUUCUACACCGUCCGGCUCAUGGGUCUGUGGGUCGUGUUCUGGCUCGCGAACUUUGUCACCAUGAUCACCGGAACCAUGGUGGGCUACUGGUUUGCGGCGCUGUCGCCAAACAUGGAUGCGGCCAAUGCCCUGCUGCCGCUGUACAUCACCAUUCAGCUCCUCUUCGCCGGCUUCCUCCUGCCCACCGGGGCCAUGCCAAACUACUGGAGAUGGGCAGCGAACAUUGAUUUCCUGCGGUACGGCUGGGGCGCCCUCAUGAAGAAUCAAUUCUAUGGGGACCGGAACGUCGAGUAUGUCGGCGGGACCAUUCUCGGCUUCUACGACCUGGCUGGCAUCAACAUGUGGGGCUGGCUCGGCAUCGAGCUGUGCUUCUUCGUCGUGUUUGCGGCCUUCACUUGGACGACGCUCCAGUACCUCCGACACGACAAGCGGUGA